Molecule: messenger RNA, 426 nt
Organism: Closterium sp. Naga37s-1
Lineage: Eukaryota; Viridiplantae; Streptophyta; Zygnematophyceae; Desmidiales; Closteriaceae
Source: the annotation of a GenBank genome assembly
AUGAACGUGAUAGCGACGAAUGAUAUGGAUGAGAUCUAUGAGGAUCCUGAGUAUGGUGAGAUGGGAGAAUUCGAGGAGUUAUCGGUUGAGGAUGAUGAGAGUGAGGAGACGGAUGAUACGGCAGCAAGUGUGGAGGCAGCAGUGAAGCAGAAAGAGGAGAUAGUCGCCAUGGAGGCAGCAGCAGUGAAUGGUGGAGAUGGAGUUGGUGGAUCAAAUGUGAAAGCAACUGCAAAGGGGCGAGUGCUUACGAAGGAGGAACACGUUGAAGGGUACAAGACCCGAGAAAUGUUGGGUGUUGAGAUGCCGAGGAGAAGCGAGAGGCUUAAGGAUAUCUAUCAAGGUUUGGACGUCAAGGCGCUCAACUUCACGACACGUAAGCAGAGGUUCAAGGUGCAGGAGCUGCAGGGGAGCGUGAAGCAGACUUAG